AAUUUCAGCAAUUGGUUUGUUAGGGCGUGCUCUCUAAUAGUGUUCCAAUGUUGCAGCCUUGAAGCGAAGGCAUGCAUUUAUGAGUAGCUGUCAUGAAACUGACAAUGGAUCAUAUUAAAUAUUGAAAGGUAAUCUAUUUGUUACGUUUAGUUUAGUUUUCAUGGUACACUGGCAUUUCCCUGUUCCUCUCUUUGUGCGGGCCUUAUUGUGCCCUUGUGGGAGGAACAUAAUGGUAAUGUAUACACCAGGCUCCUUCAGGCAGGACAAAAACCAUUGUCUGUACUUCAAAGGGGCUGUUGUGGUGAGGCAAGUGACAAAUGGCCUUGCUUUGGACAUCCCCACAGCUUGUAAUAGCAUCUGUAGUAGUCGGUGCGCAAUGACCGGUGAUGGGACGCUGCCCACUAUCAAAUUUUCGGGGCAGCCCCAUUGGAUAUCGGAGGUGAUUCCGUCUUUUGGCGCAGGCAUGUGGAAAAUGUGCUGAAAGGCUUGAUAAUGAAUUAGUUGUGUUAGGGAGGGAACGUGAUCCGUGUCAAAUCCUGCUCAGGUGGACUGAUCCUGCAGACUUAAUUCACAUAUGGCAGUCUCUCUGUCAGACAUGAUAUAAUGAAACUAAUUAGGGGAGAUGGGGGAAUUGCUGCUGGUGUGGAAAAUAAUGCAUAAAGUGCCCUGCUCUGAAUAAGGGACCAAUGCUCCGGGGGACUUGACGCGACAGUGAACCUGUCUUUCCCAGAAAAAAUGACAAAAAUCAAUACAUAAUAAAGUCCCUAAUUGAAUAAAUAUAUUGGUGUUAGCGCUGAAGCUCUAAUGGGCAUGCACGUCAGAAAGCCAGGCAUUUGCAGGGGUGGCUUUAUGAAUGACAGUGCGCAAGGCUGGUGAUCCCCCAGAGUUGUGGAACGAACCACGUCACUUCCUGAUGCGAGGUGAUCCCCACAUGCAUGCCAGCGUGUGUUGGCUAGGGAUCCUGGCUGAUUAGAAUGAGUGGGGCCCCCGGCUUAAUAGCACUGGGCGUGACAGUAUUAAGAAAUCCUCAGUUGGCUAUUGUGUGAGAUCAAUUGAAAUUACGCGUGCAGUCGGAGCAGGAGCCAUUUCGGCGUGGUGGCUUGCCGGCACCCAUUUCCUCCUGCCUGUUGGACUGUUAUCUCCACUAUGAGGGCUGCUGAUGGAUGAAUGAUUUGCAGACAGAGGAGCUUCAGUUUAUUGUGAAGUGCGGCUUUGGGUGGUGUGAUUUAGAGGAUACGAUGGUGGCGACGAAGACGGCUGCUGCAGCCGUGCUCCUCGUUCUCCUAGCCUUGCAAGGAGCUGGAGGCUGCCCCAAGCAGUGCAAGUGUGAUGCCAAGACGCAAGAAGUUGCCUGCGCGGGAAAGGGGUUGACAGAAAUUCCGUUCGGAUUACCUGUGGAUUCCAAGCGGCUGAUCAUCACGGACAACAACAUCGCCGAAGUGACGGGGAGACAGCUGAGUAAGCUCUCCCUGCUGGAGUACCUUGAGCUCUCCAACAAUAAGAUCUCCAAGAUCCAUUCAGGAGCCUUCAAGAAGCUGGUCAAGCUACGAUCCCUCCUUCUUGCAGGUAAUAAUCUGACAAUGAUAUACAAAAAUACUUUUGAUGGCUUGGACAAUUUGACUUACUUAGAUUUGAACAGUAACAACUUGCUUUUGCUCCAAGAGAACAUCUUCAGUAAUUUGCCCCGCCUAGAUACUCUUAAGCUUGGGGACAAUCCACUCAUUUUUGUCCAAGAAAAAGCCUUCAAGGGCUUGCCAGGCCUGAGAGAGUUUGUGAUGAAGAAUACCAACGUUACCAUUAUGCCAUACACCGCUAUUCGGUCACUAUCAGGCCUUAUGACUUUAAGGUUAUCACAGGAUAACUUUGACACAAUACAAGACAGGCCCUUCAAAGGUAUGAGAAAAUUGCGUAAGCUAUACCUAACCGAUUGGAAGAAGCUUUCUAGUCUUGGUGAUGAUGUGUUUCGUGGCCUCAACCUAGACUUGUUAUCCCUAAGAGGGUCACAGCUAUCAUCAGUGCCAGUGAAGGCUCUGAGACGUUUGAGGCAUUUAAAAACACUAAUUCUGACAGGACUUCCAAUCAAAAGAUUGAUGAGAAAUUCAUUCAAGAAAUUGCCAAAAUUAGAAGAGCUGUACCUAAAUAACAUGGAACUCAUUUCUGUUAGUGCCAGUGCCUUUUAUGGUCUAAAGAGGCUGAAAAUCUUGGACCUGUCCAAAAAUAAAUUGACAACUCUUUACCGUGACUGCUUUGGCACAAGUUCUGUGCCCAGCCUGCAAGUGUUCAACCUAGCAGACAAUGACUGGAAUUGCAACUGUGAAUUGCAGUGGUUGAUGGAAAUCUUACGGACCAUUCCCGAAAGUGGGAACUCUGUAAACUGCGAAGAACCCCGAAAUCCCGACGCCCCAGACAUCCCCAUCCCCCUGCGGAAUAUGACAGAACAAAUUGCCGCCCAGUCAUGCAAGCCACCUUCCGUGUCUGUAAGAAUUGGGGACCCUGACGGAAACGACACAGUGAAGGUGGGGACCACUGUAGUUAUCCAUUGUAACGCUUCUGGGGAUCCCAAACCGAUCAUAGAGUGGGGUGGGCCGUGGGGACACGGGCGUCUGGCCUCCACUCACAGCGAAUAUGAGGAGAAAAGUCACUUCCUGGCGCUGGGUCCAGACGCCCUGGUUAUCACAGAAGUGAAAGGAAAAGACAGCGGGAAUUACACCUGUUUUGCACGGAACGGGGCAGGGACGGCACAGGCAAUCAUACAGCUACGUGUUCAGGGUAGAAUGAAGAAUCUCGACCCAGAGCAGCGAAUAGGGCGAAACGGGAACAAUCCCUUCACAAACUCAACACUGAAGAGCAACCAGUCCGACUAUCCGGCAACAUUUGACCAACUCUUCCCCAUCCUCCUCGGCAGCAUUUUAAUGGGGAGUGGCACAUUUUUGGCCGUAGUAAUUCUAUGUUUGAUAGUGUUCCUAAUCUUGAGCAAGGCAAAGAAACCAAGGGGACCUGAUCUUGGGGAUGAGUAUGUAGCAGCUUCUCACGAUUCAGGUGGAGCGGGAGGUGGAAAAGGAAGAAAACUAAGGACCAAGAUUUAAUGUGUGCCACCGUGCAUCACUCACGGGACAACGGUUCCUGCUAAACUUAUUGUUGGUGAUGCCGGAAAGGGUGGGUGAACUCCAUUACUUGCUUGCUGAGUUUAUGACCAAAAUGGAGAACUGCGCACCAUAGCUGAAGGGCAGAAGAUCCUCUGCAGCAGUAUCAUGAGGGUUGGUAAGUCCAUGAUUUAUGGUAGGGAAAGAAUGGGGCACAGACGUGCAGCACUUUGGUGCUUCCAUUUGGCCCUUGGGAGCAAUUUCUCUAGUGUUGGCAAUUUUUAAGCUGCAAUUAGUGGGGAGGAGACUGAAUCCCUAGGACAGCUCUGAGGCUACAAUGUCGUAAGCUUGGCCACCUCGCCAUUAAAAGAGGCAAAUGUACCAAGUUGCCUCGGCGUGUUAAUUCUUCCUAAUGUGGCAAUGGGGUCAGCCAAAGUGACCACAGUAAUGAGUUCUCAGAACUAUUGCUCUCCACCUGUUCACGGUGACGUCCAAGUUUGAUUGGUGAUGCAAUAAACAUAAGCUGAAAUGGGACUGGAUUAUACAUGUGUGUUGUGUUAAAUGUAGACUGGCUCUAACUGAUCAGAGCCAAACCGACUAAAGCUCCGUCUUUACAACCCAAGUCAGCCGGUCUAAUCCUUUGAGCUGUACGUUGACAUAUUCCACAGGUUGUUUUUGCCAUAAACAUUUAAAUGACUGCACACGUUUAUGCACACCGGUGGGUUUGGGUCAUUCCCCGAUGAUUGGAAAGGAACUGCUUUGACGACAUAGUAGCUGCCCUCGAGGCACAAGAGGGAGAAAGUGUAUCAAAAUUGAGCUGACAAUUCCUCGGAGGGAGAUAUGAGGUUCAAUUUUAGGUCCAGCCUGUAAAUAGUGUAAGAUGAGGUCUGGUCGUUGACUGAAAAGGAAACCACCAGCUGCAAAAUAGGGUGUGGCAGCUGCUAUGGGAAAUGCCAGAAAUGCAGUUGAUGUAUUUGCAUCAAGGAAUAUUUUUAUCUCAUCGGGGCUCACUGGAGUGGUGCGUGUUGGCUAUAGUGUGUUUAGUGGAGCGGGGUAAUGUGUAUCGGUGCUUUUACCUCAUAUCAGCAGUGGGAUAAUUGUGAAAAAACAUGGCAGAUUUUGCCAGGAGUGCUUAUUUGCCAGUGUCUUGUGGGACUCGGCAUGCAAUCUGUCUUCUCCUGUCUUACAAUUGAUGUAACAAGGAUAACAUCAGUGCAACUGAGGUCACCGCCAAUAGUCGUCGUUACACAAUCUUUUUCCAAGAAGCAGCUCACUCAACAUGUCAGUAACAGUUUGAUGGUAACGGCAAGCAGCUUGUAUCAUAUGUCCUGCUGAUUUUUACCCAUUUAUAUCAGACUGCAUUACAUUCCUGACCCAAUCUGCAGCACAGCUCCACAUAGUGUCAUGGCUAUGGUAUAACAGCGGAGAAAAAUCCAAUAAACGUAGCCAUCAAAUCAGGUCGUUCUUCCUCGGCAGCAUGCGUAGGCAUGCACCUGUGAAAAUAUGGAACUGGGACUGGGUAUAAAAGGGUUUCCCUCGUAUAUAACUAGCCUUGAGCUCAAGGAGGGGGAAAUAUAUUACAAAUCAUAUAUUUUCUUUUUGGUUGUGUUUUUUAUAUUAUACACGUACAUGAAACACAGAAAGAAAGGAUUAAGCCAAGCAAAAUAUUCAUCCAUAAUGAUUGAAGGACAGUACAUUAUGGUGCAUAAGAGCCCUUUGAUAAUUAGAUCUAUGGAUUAUUGGUAUCUCCUAUGGGCCUCUUGGUUUUAGGCUCCUGUGCAGACUAUACAUGAUAAACGAUCCAAUAAUAUGGAUUCAGUCCUGCUUUUGAUUAUUGGAUACAUCUGCAGGAUUUUUAGUGAUUUUUCAUUUUAAGAGGAUUUUUGACUUAAACUGAGGAUGAGAACUGGAUGGUAUCAAGCAUUGCUUAAGAAGUCUUAAUACUAAACAUACUUAUUAUCAGAACUUGAGCAUCACCAUUCUUUGAAAUGAUGAAUGCAUUGUCAACUAACACCAUGUCUGUCUGUAACAGAUCUGCCAUCAACUUUGUUCACUUAGAUACUAUCUUCGUUUGCUUUCCAGCAUAAUCUUCCAGUUGUGCAGAACACACAUGUACAUUUCCUAAGAAAAAUUACUGCACCAAUUCCUAUUAGGCAAGGGAUUGAUAAAUUGAUGUGUUUUCAGUGCUGAUCCAUUUUGGGCAGCAGUGGUGGAAAUUUCAUCGAGCUGUCCGUUCUUUGAGCAAAUAAAUGAUGUACAGAUUUUAGGUCUUACUGAGGGGGUUAUGAAAGGUCAUAUAUAGGCAAUACCAAAGAGAAGAAAAUGGAUAACACGCAAAGCCCUCCAGCCAGCAUAUUUGUGCGAUUAGAUUUGUCCUUUGUAAAGAUUUAUCAAGCAGUUGCUACAGCCUGCGCAGUGUUUUACAUCAUCAGGUCAGGUCUAUUUCUCAGCUCGUUAUGCAACAAGGUAAUUCUUCACUUCCCCAACAGACGGAAUUUAAUUACCGCUCAGCAAAAUGGUCUUUGACAGGCCAGAACCAGAAUUGCUUUGUUAGGCCCUCCGCCUAGCAUAUUAAGCUUCUCAUGUGUGUCCUGCACAUAAAUUUCCCUCGCAGGCUUCUCUACUGGCAGGAAAUCCCGGAGUUGAUUGUCGAGCCUGGCCAAUCUAAUUUGUACCUUUUCUCCCGGAAUCAUCUCCAACAGGUGUGAACUGGUGACAGUUUUCUAUGAAACGUCAUUCACACCUGGUGCCUUCCAAUUAGAUAUGACUUCCCUGGCUUUUAUGCAGAUCAAGUCAAUUCUUGUGGCCAUUAUGAAACAGGGGCAUCCUUUCUUUAGAACAAAUGGCUGUGAUGAUAUAUCAUUAGGGGCCCUGGCGGGUGGUGCUGUGAAUGUUGUAAUCUGGUCUUGUUCAACAUGUAUAACUACCCAUUUUCCAUUGAAAUGAAGCUGGCUAUAAUGAACAGGAAACUAUAGAUUAUUAUGAGGGAAACAUUACUCACAUUGACUCUUGAGCCAAUUUUCUAGUGUUUCUCUAGACUUGAUCAGUAAAAAAGGGUUUUUGAGAACAACAGUUUAUUUUGAACAUGGCAAAAAAAGUCGUGAGCUUGAACCAGCGAUUACCUUCUACGUGUUGACAUGUGGAAAAGGAAGCUAGAAACAGGUGGCUAGAUUUACCAUGUUGCACACUGUAUUGAUUUUUGCAGCAGAGUAUGAAGACGAAUGUUCCAGGGUUAUCUUUACACUGUGUAAGGCCAGUGCAACAUGUAAUGGCAAAGGUUUCUAAGUCUUAAAUCAGCCGAAAGUAGGUGUGUUUGCUAAUCCCGGCCUCAGGAAGGUUUAUCAGUGGUCUGUAUCUGCACUCUUCAUUAUGGAGCAUCGGGUAAUUGUGCUGCUGAGCUGAUAAGUCAACUACUUGGCAUUGCUUCCUACUCAUCAACAGAUAGUAUCGGCCUGGAAUGAUGAAAACCAGUUACUUGCUACAGAAAGAUAAUGAUAACAGUCUGUUCCCUGUUGCAGCACAGUCACGCAGCUGACUGUGGGCUUCAGAAUCCUCCAUGUUUCGUAUCAAAAUGUUUUGGAAGCAUAGCACUACAUACAUUUUAGUUUAAAAGAAUUUUUGCAAGAGCAAUUUGGCUUGUUGCUUGAAGGAAAACUGUAACACCGUAUGGAUUUUUACCAAAACUAACAUUACCCAUAGGCACACAAGCUGAGUGCUAUACACAUACUUAUAUGUCAUCAUCAUCAUCAUCAUCAUCAUGGUAGAUGCAUCUACAUGUACUGAGGCAGGCCAUCUACCAGGACUUUAAGGCAAAAUUUGAGGAGAAAUACUACUCAACAAAAGCCCAGAGAUAAGUCUGAAGCCAUAAAGGGAGUAACUGCAUGUCCAAGAUGUCAUCUCUGAAUCAGAUCUGCUAGCAGGGUCCAUUAGCACAUUAUGUAGCUGAGCAACUCCCCAGUAGUCCUCUAUGAUCUAAUCUUGAAUAUUUCAUGGGCAUCUUGCCCCAAGGUCAAUUAACCAUUUGUCUGAGCCAGUGUUGAAGACCUUUGACAUCCACAAAAUCUGGUAGAGCUACGUUCCUAAUUGUUGCAUAUCAGAACCAUCUACAAAUCUUCACAGCUCGGUUGCACUGUAAAGCCCCUGACAAUUGCCGCAUUAUUGAGCUGUUUAUCUUAUUUGCUGAAUCUGCAAGCAUAAGCAGACCUGGUCUGCUCUGUCUUAAAUUCCUCAUUCGCAUCACAAAUUUGACUGAAUGAAAUUUGUUGUGUAAAUGUUUAUGGAGGGAGGACAUUUCAUCCCCUAUAUAUUAUCAGUGGGAAUAUAAUAUUCUUAACUUAUUUGGCUUGGGAAAUUCUUUUUCUGAUUUUUUUUCUUUUCUAUUGCUCUCCAAUGUUCAGCGUUCUUCAAUAAAGCAUAAUAGGGUAAUUUUUAAUGCCUCAGUUAAAAAUCAAUUCCUCCUAGCUUUCUGUCAUAGUUUCAUUUACUCGCUAUUGAACGGUCAUCUGAUAGGGAAAAAUGCUGCCCAAAUUACAAAAUUCCAAUGUCUACGGAAACUCUGGUGGCAGGGUUGGACAAGUCCACUAGCCCGAUUAUCCAGGGCAAGUGAAAGGGCUGAUAGGGCAAGCAUAUGUCCUACCCCACUUAUUUGAUUGGGCAAGAAAGAUUUUUCCAUGAGAGAGAUUCUGAUAUACUUGUUACCUUUCAAAGCCAUAGGAUCAAGCCUUGGUCAAAAUUGAGCCAACAAUGAAAGAAUUCCAUUGUCAAAGGUCAUUUAAAUGUCCAGACGUGAAAAGUCAGUUCUAGCAAGUACAUUUUCUAUCUUCUUGUCUGAUAGGACAAGUGAACUUUAGAAAACUUGUCCAACCCAGCUGAUAGGCCCGCCAUGUACACACCUGUCUGCCAGAGAGCAGCAGGUGGACACAGAAAAUUCAUUACAAAACCGCGCACCCACCCACCAUGCCUGACAAGUGUGACCAAUGGGCUCUGUGUUACAAUGCUAAGACCAUCUUCUAUUAUUCUAGCCAACUGCUUUCAUUGAAUUUCUGGCACAAUUCAUCCGUACUUUCUGUGAUGAAGUUUGCUGUUGUUUGGCAACAUCUGGUCUGUCUGGCCAGUAAUGUUCCUGCAGAAGGAAUAGUUAUCAUCUUAUCACACAGCCAGGCCCCUCUGUCCUAACUAAGGUCAAGGGUUCUGCAUAUUCAUGCACUUUAACCAUCUGGUAUGCUAUCAACAGUUGACAAGGCCUGAACAAAAAAAAAUAAUGUUUAUUGCAGCAUUUGCAUUUCCCAGAAGAUUGUUGCUGCAAAUUGUUUUCAAAUAGAUACAGAUUUCUGAAAUAAUGAUAUCAUGAUAUCAGAAUUUUAGUAAAACUAUCUGUGAUAACAGAUAAUAGUUAAUUCAUCAGGAUCCAAGUUGAAUGUUUACACGGAAGCAAAUUCUUCACAAUGUCAAAAAAUAGUACUUGUCCAUGGUGCUGAAUAGAUAGUCAUUGUGAGUUCUUGCACAAGAUUGGCAUUCUUGCUUGCGAGGGACAUUUCGCAUUCAAACUGCAUGUAAAUAGGAGAGACAAGAUUGCUGCCACUUCCUUUUGUGACAGCUUGAGUGAAUUUUGCCACUGACUAUGGAGCAAAAGGAAAGAAAAGACAGUUCCAGUAGGGAUACUACUUGCAUGUUGCGGAGGCAGUUAUAUUGGUUAAUGCAAUUCUGUCUGUACCAGUUGAAUGUGAAUUCCAUUCACCAUGUAUGUGCACAUCUGCCAUACAUUGUUCUUGACAUAGUGUCUCAUCCACUGAUCUUAUGAAGUGAUAUGCCACUAAUUUAUUAAAGAAAUCUGGGUUUCCUUCCCGAAAUGUAUACCAUGAGUGGCUUUGUCAAAAUCUCAACCCUAGUCUCAAGUGGUUGCUUUUAUCUGGCCUUUUCAAAUUGUCUGCUCAUAAAUAUACAGAUUAUCAUUCCUUGGAAACCAAUUUUUGCAUUGUUGCACACAUCCAUGGCGCCAAGAGCUGUUAAGGCAGUGGCUAUGGGGCCGCCAGAGGGUUAUGAAAACAGUCUGUAUCAAUCUUGCUAAGAGAGACAAUAAUAUUCAGAUUAACUCAAUUUUUGUUGCCAGAUGGAAAGAUAUCGGGUCAAUAUGGGAGGACAGUGACCCUGAGAAGAAAUUUAUGGAGGAUGAUGAAAUAUCGAUUAUGAUACAAAGCAGACAUGCAUGUGCCAAAUCAGUGGGCUGUAGGCAACAAAUUAAAGAAUGGAAAAGCUUAUCAUGAAGGGAAGUUUUUGUUGUUCAAGUUCAAGUUGAAAAAAAGUUCCAGCUGUAGAAAUCUACCUCCUACAGUAUGAUUUGUUGCUGAAGCUUUGCGUUGUCAAGAAAGAACAGUCUCAUUUUGAAUUAAGAAAUGCAUGCAUCUUUUUGUUUUUGUAUUUUAUAACAUUUUUGCCCUCAAAGUAACGAGUAAAGCCUUGAGGGCUACAACUCAACCCUCCCAUCAGCCCCUUCUCCACAGUCCAUUCCCUCAGCCAAGAAACAUCUCCAUUGGUUUGGAAUUCAACAGUCACACUCCAUUAAGAAGUAGCAGCCAGUACUUUGCAUUGCUGCUUGGAGAGAUAGAGACAGGAUUGAUCCAUCAGAAAGGCUGCCAGCUGUAGCUCUUUCCAUUCCCUCAUGGCCACCUAGGUUUUUCCUCAAAAGGUGUUGGCAGACUCAAAGCCUCUGGUCUCAUCAACACAUCCAAAUGGUGGAUGGCCUUAUCCUAAUACUGCCUCUCUGCUGAUUUUCUCUCAAAUCCCUUCUGACAUUUAGCUCAGCGCCAUUUCAUUUGUCUGAGCAUUUGCAGUUGGGUAGGAGGGACAGUUAGUUGAUCAUUGUAUCUUCAAAUGAAAUGGGAUUCAAAGUGAUUUGAAAUGCAAGUAAUUUUUGUAUCAUGUCAACAGUUUAAAAAAGAACCAAGAAUUCUUGUUCACCAUCUUUUUGUUUUUGAGUAUAGACAGGCUUUGAGGAGUACGCACCAUGAAAGGUACCAAAAAUUCCCAUUUAAACAUUACCACAUGCAAGAAUUACUAUUUACUGUACACAUUUAAAAGCUCCUAGCACAAGUGUGUUUCACAGUCAGCUGCUUGUCAACAUGGGUACCAUCCUAAAAAUAGACAUUCAUUUUCAUGACAAAUCACAGAAGUGAAAGCUCUCCUGCACAUAUUGAAGGAAGUUUAUUCAUAAGCAUCUGUAAGUACAAUCCAGAAGAUCUGUCUUACCUUUAGAAUUAAUCAGAUUUUCUGUUCAUGUACCUAGCCACACAUUGACCACCCUCUGCUCAUACCAGUUCACCCAAGACAAGUUCUGAUGCCUCAAGUAUUGAAACAGGAUCUCCUGAAGCAAUAAAGGGGGCUUUGAACCCAGAGAUUGUUUGAUAGUCUGGGGGCCUUCUGGUAAAUUUGUGUGCUGUUAUUACAGCACCAUUCUUACACUUCUCUUUGAUAUGGUACAUGACUUAACACAACGGUGGGGCUUGUCCUCAAAGAAUACUAAACAGGCCCUUGUCAGUGUGGACACUGUGUUACAUCGCUUCACCAACAGUCUGGAUUACAGAGGGCUCAAGGCAUAAAGCUCUUGUCCACCCACGCCCUGAAGAACAGAGAUAUAUUAGUUAUGGAACUAUUGCGACUUGUGGUCAGCAAGGUCAGUGUAUGAAAGAAAGUUUAUAUGAAAGGGUGUGGAAGUGUAUAAAGACUGGUGACAUGCACUGUGGUAACGUCACCAAAAAUAAAGCACACUCAUCUUCUAAACAUGUAUGAAAUGAACAAUGAAAAAGUUGUGCCACAGGUCAUUGUCCCAGAUUGGAAAAUAAGAACAAAACUUCAUGUCCCAUCACUAGUAUAUGACACCUAGCCUGUUGUUAUGACGAAUAACUCUUUCUGCAGUACAAAUGUGAAGGAUUUUGCUGCAUUGCUGUUGCUUAACAGGGCUUGUUUCACUAAUUGGUUCAUGUUCUGAUCACAAUCUUCAAAGCCUCAGCACGGAACAGCCUGCAUAGUGUCAAGAACUUGGACCAAGGCAGAGUUCCUCUUUCUAUUUUUGUCAUGUCUGAAUCAUUCAUCAGGGAAUCAUUUCCACGCCACAACCCAUGUAUAAUCAAUCACCAACAGGCCACCAAAGGCCUGUGAAGGUGUUAUUACAAUCAUACAGUAAACUGAGUCUGAUACCUUCCACACCCAGGAUAUUAGACAUAUUCAUCACUGACGAAGAUCUCCGCAGCCAUCAGCAUGAAUGAUAAUUUACUUCAGGGCUUGGAGACGGUUAAUUGACUCCAUAUUAGGAGCACACUUGAUUAAUUAUUCAGAGCUAUCCACCCGUUCUGCGGUUGCCUUUCUGUCAGGUGCACUGGGAGGCAAUUUGUAGGCAGUAACUCGACUUCUCCCACUCAAUGCAAGGCUGUCUUCCCAACAUGUUGUUUGACCUUUCAAUAUAUGAUGGGGAUUUCAUGCAUUGAAGAGACAAGCCUGCCAUGAAAAUGGUAUACAUUCUCUCUGAAUUUGCUGUGUCCCAGGGUGCACUUUGGUCUGUACUGAAAAUAACUGGAGGUAAAAGCACGAUAGCACUAUAGCAUACUUGUACUGUCCAUCAUCUUGUGUUGGAAGUCUCAAAAUUGCACCAGUCUUUGUCGCACAGAUGUGAUGUAAUGGCUAUAUGUAUAAAAAAAAUCUUGUAUUGUGUGCAAGUACGCAAAGCUAUAAGAAGAGUCCAAACUCCAGGGUUUUCCUAUCUAGUGGAUAGAUUUGUGGGGGCAGUUUUCUUAAUCUUGUCAUUCUUUUUGGUACCUAAAUUUUUUUUGAGUUUAUAUAAACACUUGUGGACACUACAGAAGUGAAAUAAGCAAAGACUUAUCGAAGACAAAUUUGUCAUAAACGACUGAAAAUAGCCGUGCUCACUAUUGUGGAGGUUGAGCUGCAGUUGUUCAGCAGUGUGCAACAAAAAAUCAUCAAUCAAGAGAUUUACUUGUCCAGUGCCUGUUUUGGUAGGUCAUGGAAAUGUCUCAUCUGUAUUUGCACUGAAUCAUUACAGUUAUAGCCUGAAUCGUUUAGCUUUCAAAUUGGAUUUGGGAUGCUCUCUUAUGAACCAUGUCAUGCAGCCAUCUGACCAUCCUUCUAUUUGCUUAAGGAAGUGUUGAACUUCUGCAAAAAUGCCAGAGGUAGUUUGUGUUUAAAACCAAACUCACCAUCUUUGAGGUUCUUCUAUGAAAUACAGAUGGGCAAUGUUUCAUGUGUAGCUGCCUUUAAGAAACUCUUGUGAUCAGAUCAGAGUGAAAGAUGGGUAAUACAACUAACCUGCUGGGUACUACUAACUUACUGGGUGAUAUGAGCUUGUUUGGGUACCCUAGAGUCUGGCAGUAUAUUAGGUAAGCUAGUGUGCUUAUUUUAGGAUACCUAAAGUCCAUGGGUAUACCAAUGUAGUACCAAUGACAAGCUUCAAGGAAUAAAACAGGAAAUGGAUAAAGUAGUCUUUUGCUUUCAGGGCUUUGGUCUCAGAUGCACUGAUGUUAGGCUUGUCUCUAUAGAAGGACCUUUGAGUGACUGCUGUAGACUACUUGUAUUCUCAUGGCACCACCACACUUUGAGCCUCACAAAACAAAUCCCUCGUUAUUAGCCCAUGCUGUAAAACUUAGCCAGUGAUGGGUUGGACUGAGGUAAUCUAAUCAGUGGACAAUGGCUUUCCUAUAAAGCAUGUCAUACCCGGGUAACUGUGAAAAGGGAUUUCCCCAAAAUGGGCAGGAGAUCUAGAGCUGACAUGGUCUUUCUAAUCAGGUUUUAUAGCCUUGGAUCUUAGUAACCUGCCAAUUUUACAAAAACAAGCUGCUUUUGUGCCAUUUCUGGUUAUAGAUCAAAUUAUUUUAAUAAUAAACACUGGGGAUGACUCAUAGUGUGAUAGCUUACCUUUCUAUGUCCCUAUUUAGAAUUCCUAAAAUUUGGUAUGCAUCGAGUGCAAAGCUUGAUGCAGACCCUACAGCUUGCAUUUCCAUUGCAAGCAAAACCACAAAUUGCAAUCUGUCAGUUUUAUGAAAUUGAUCAUAUACAGUGUAGCACUUAAGUGCGUCAUUUGCGGAAAUGUGGCAGUAUUUGCAGCUGAUUGGAAAGUUACAGGCUGACUUGGUGAUGAAACCAUUUCUACGCUAAGCAAAGUGUUGCCUCUACUGUUGUGACUUUGACUACUCCAGGCCACAGAAGGACCCUGUGAAAAAGGAGCUUUGGAUCACGAGGUUACUGCGAUACGUUAUAUUUACAAUGACAACGUGAGAGCGCAUACGAUUCAAGGAAAGAUGCGGUCGUAUUCUGCACUGUACUCGCAAUCAGCAGACUUGUGCGAUGUGUGUCGACAAUGAUACUCAUCAUCAACGGUGGCUGGUUUUCCACCAUAUUGUAAUCUUUAUAUGUGAGGUCUGGAUUCCCUGGCGGGACUUUGACUGUACAGCAUUUAAUAAGUAGUGCGAAGCAAUUAUAUAGCAUGUUCUGUACAUGUGGCAAUGUGAGCUGCCGGUGAGAGCCUGCCUUAUGUGAUGUGUUACUGCAUAUCAGUACCAGUUGUCCUAGAAUCUUGGACCUACACGGUCGGCAAACGUGAGGCCAGGUGCAGAAAGUUGUACAGCAUCCAUGUUGGAAUUUGAUAGAAUAUGAUAUGACUCUUGACUUAAUGAAUGUGACUUUAACCUUGCUGAUUCAGUUGUUGUAAAAAUUAAAGCAGUAUCAAAACAAGAUAAACUACUGCUUAAAACAAGGUUUUUGUGGUAAGGGUUCCUAUGUAUAUGUAUAGUGGAAAUAGACUUCUAAUCUGACAAAUUUUACAAUGUUACAUCUUUUCUGACAUACUUUUGGUUAAAAAAAGGCAGAAUCAACUUUUUGAAUUUAAACGCGACAUGGGAGAACAUGUAACAAUAUCUUCCUUACACAAAAUGAGAUUAUACCAUACUUAGAUGCAUAAUUAUAUGUGACAAUAUGUCCAUGCCAUUGAUAUGAACAGUAUAUGUAUGUGCACACAGAUGUCUCUUGUCAUUCAGACUUUUAUCAUUCAUGUGGGACAUGUGAGCUUGACAUGCCUUACCUUACAUGGAACAUCAAGCAGUCAUAUUGCAGCAUUGUAUAGAAAUGUGAACCAGAUUGCCAUGAUUGAUAUGAUCAUGCCAUGAACAUCUUUCUAUAUGAAGUACACAAGUGGAAUGUAUGUUGUAAUCCUAAGUAUAACCAAGUUUUGAAGAAAAUUAUUUUUGCAACAACAUGUACUCAAGAACCAUGAGUUCUAUUAUGAAAAAUGUUUAGCCUAUGUAAAGGAAGGGCUGUCACAGGUUAAUAUCACCAAUGAUUGUAGCAGUUCCUGAUACAUAAUCAUGAAAUUCUAAAGCAUGAUAACAAUGUGAUAGUGAUUUGAAAUUGCAGACGAAAUCAUCCACCAGCUUACCAUUGGUUGGUCAUCAAAAUUCUGUCCUUCACUUGUUUCAGGACUGUUUUGGAAAUCUCCAUAUCUUUCCAAGUGAUCUGAUCAUUUGGAUAAUGUUGCCAAUAGUGUACAUUCAAAACUCCUGUCUGUUAGCCAUUGUUUGUGCUACAUGCAGUUCAGGUUUACUCAGAGAACUCUUCCUGAUGGUUAUUCACUAAUAUUGUAUACGGGAACAUAAACCUGUGGCUGCACUUCAGACUCCAUCCUCCUGUUGAUGAGAAAUUGGAUGAAUUAUGUAUUAUAUACGUCCUUGGCAUUUUCUUGCCAUCCAUAUUGUGAAAUGCACUUACUGUCUAUGCAGUGCAUCAACGUUCUGUGGGAGGAUUAAUGUGAUGAGGAUUUUGGAGUAAUUCUAGGUUUGAUUAUGUGCACUCUUCUGUCAGCGGCAGUCCCAGGAUGAGUUGUUGCUGACAUGUGGCUGCUUUGAUGAGAUUUUAAAAAAAGCCGGAGGAUUUAGGACAGAGUCCAAAUAUCUAGUAACAUCGCUCGCUAAGUAGAUUCUGGCAAUGGCUUUUAUUGCAUAGGCAGCUCUUCUGCGAAUUGCGAGGUAAAUUAUGUAAGGAUUUGGGGAUAAAAUGGCUGGGCUGAUGUGGAGAUGCCAGAAGUGCACGUUCAAUAUGCUGAUUGCCCCAGUAUUGAUUCCUGGUACAAUUUGCUGAGUAUCAAGGAAGCUACCGCAUCUCAUUUUUGUCAUACUCCCCGAAGGGUUACAAAACAGAGGAGGAAAAAACAACACGAUCCAUCAAUAUCGUUUUUACCAGUUUUACAUCAGAAUAUGCGUAUACCUUGCCAAUGUAUAAAGAUUUCCUGAUGGAUGAAAUGUAAUAUAUAUUUUGGAAGAAAAUUGUUGCCAACAAAUUGAGCAGAAUAUAGCCUACAGUGAUAUUACAUAGUCCAGAGUAUGAAUACUGGUAUGUUACCUUGUCGAUUUACUAGAAAUAAUUGUGCAUAAGUAGACAUGCUGUAUAUCAAUCAACAGUAAAUUUUGGAGCCAUAAAAGUAGUCGUAGAAAUAGUGAAGAGGUAGUGUCGAUAAAUAGAUACAUUGUAGAUAUCUACUCCGCUUUUGUUGCUUGUAAAGUAAAGUUUCUUGUUGGCUAGCUGGAGGCUUCUCGUAAAAUGAAUGCUCUUCCUGUACUGCUGCAGGCUGUACUCGAUACACACUUUUGAAUAAAGCAAAUUUUGUGAAGCACCA
This is a messenger RNA of Branchiostoma floridae (Florida lancelet), 15753 nucleotides long. RefSeq names its product leucine-rich repeat and immunoglobulin-like domain-containing nogo receptor-interacting protein 3. The coding region runs from base 1164 to 3086 and encodes 640 amino acids. The record is from RefSeq and is a predicted model, not a curated record. The transcript has a single exon. Gene Ontology annotation, molecular function: protein binding. Lineage: Eukaryota; Metazoa; Chordata; Leptocardii; Amphioxiformes; Branchiostomatidae.